CCCCAUACUAACCUAGCCCCGCCGCCAUCUCUCUCUACUACAUCUCGAGUUGACCAGCUAUCCUGCUGCAUAGAGUCCCAGCAAGUGCCUGUUGCUGCUGCUGCUGCUGCUGCUGCUCCUGCUGCUGUUUGUGUGUAUACCAGCCUACUAGCUAGUCUUCACACCAAACCGGGCCGCACCAGAGCAGGAACACUCUGAACAGUGCCUUGCAAGACACAGCGCCGAUCGAAGCAGCUAGCCAGUUGUCUUUUGGGACAGCGCGAGCCAGCAGGUUCUCAACGUAGCACAAGUGUGCGGCGUUGUCGCUCGCGCCCUAACUUAGUCAAUGACAGCAAUAGGGAAGCGUGUGCAUGGUCCUCCUCCAAGUUUCAACGAGUAAGAGAAUCAGCUAUCCAUCAGCCGAAGUGACCGUUUACAACUGCGCUGUAGAUCGCUACUCUAUAACAGGGUGGCGGGUCAAUUUGGGAAGUCCCUCUACUUCCCUCUUCAUCCUCUAACUUCUCUCUGCGGCUGACUGUUUGACAGGUGAAAGUGGAACGAGGAUGUUGAUCUACAGCAUAUCCGAAUAGCAGUUACCGUUCCCAGAGCGAGCGUUUCAACAGCAACUACAACAUUUGCUACUUCGCGAUUUAUCAUUGGAGCUCCGCUCCAUACUCGUUGUUCGUCCCCUGCAUCUCGUGUGGAAGUGGGGAGCACAAGAAGUAGUAUUAGUACACGUGUAUGCGCGAUACUUCGUUCGAUAAGACAACGACACUUUCAGCCUGGUGUUGCUAUCAUUUUCGCACUAGGUGCGCGAGGGGAUCUGCUAGUAGUAGUACUCUUACUCCCCUGCUGCUUCGCUGAAGAGGAGAGAGAUUAUCUCUGCGGGGCCCUGUGCCUAUCAGCUUUUCUGGACCAGCCGGACGCCUCCCUCUACCACUGCUACUGCUACCGAUCCUACUACUGCUGUUGCAACCAGUUACCUUCGGUUUCUACCCCGGGAGCGCGCUGGAUAUACCAGUGCUGUUCAGAGUACAUCACAGACACUCACGCUCUGGCAGUCCCCUCACGGCCUCAGUGUUCUCAUUGCAGAGAUAUUGCGUGGUGAAAAGAUGUCAAUGAGCCUUUCCUUGUGGUGCCAGUGCUAGCGGAGCUCCGUCUUCUUUAUCUUCAAAGCCAAAUCAAGUUUAAAUCCGCUAGUGAAGUGCUCACUGCUGAGCCAUUGGCUGACGUGAAGCUUCACCACACUCCACAUUACAUAACUGCUGAAUAGUUGAUGACCGUCACCCAAGUGUUGAAUCGGAACCAGUGGACCAUCCAUUCAAGUGCCGUUAUGAACUUCCUUUGAUUUUGGACACAAAGCCACGAGUGGACGUCCAUCGCGGAAAACCAAGGCUCGUGACGAACCCGAAUCGCGAAGGCAGUGAGUCUGCAAGUCACAUAACCAGUAACGCUACUAACAGUAACACACUGUUAGCUGCAGCUCAGCGCACACACGCCUGGCAGCCAGCUGAUACCGUGUGGCUGUGAGCAGUGACCGCGUCUUUGCUAGCCCUCCAAUCUCCGCAAACCGAGCUACACUGUUGCUGCAUUAUCUACAUCAUGGCAUUAGCAACAAGCAGACCACCAGGUCGACGAUACACACAGGAGUUGCGCUUCGCUUUGGGCAAAAGACUUCAGGGGAGGUCAGGGAAAGGUGACGGAAGACUGUCCUUUGCUAAACCGUCGCUUCGACGUUUUGGAGGCUCACAAAUGGAUUUGCGAAAACUAGCCUACAAUGAGGAAUUGGACUUGGACUCGGAGAUGGACCCGGUGGACGAGUUGUGCGACUCGUUGCUGCGAAGUACAAAAUACUCGCUGGAUAUGAUCAUAACUCAGCCGCACAUGCUACCGGAGUACCCCGGGGCUUACUUACUGCUGUCCAAACUUCAUCCGACCCUGCACGGAGGAGAGACGGUCAUUUUCGCUGGCACAGCUCCCGACGGCCUGCGUUAUACGCUGAACCACGAGUUGGUGGCGUUCCCACGCCGCGUGGACGGCAUCCUGGCAAGGUGGAGGCUGAACGACACGUUACGUACUCGGCUAAAAGUCCAGUUUGUCGCUGGUCCGUACAUCACCCAUGUCCAGGUCGUCGACCAUCUGACCAGUCAGUUGGGAUACUGCCCACAGUUCAACCGGGGAAGUUCUUACGCUCUGGAAGAGAGUACAAAGCCAUGGGUGACAAUAGAAACACUCCGACGACAAGGACAGUCUCAGUCAUCCCUAUCAUCGUCCUCGUCGUCUUCCGGCUCAUCUCGGUCUUCGACAGCCUCUUCUGCUUCGCCAUCUCCUGCCAGCUCUCCUUCUCCAUGCAAGAACUUCCUGCCGUCUGCUGAUCUGUCAGCGCCAACACACACUCGUGCAGUGCCGCAUCGUGUUCCGCCGUACGAGGCUGCCCGCUACUGCGGUAAGCUGCUAGAGUUUCCAGCUAGCGAGGUGAGCGACAUUCAGGGAACGAUACCGUCGACGCCGGGCCUGUACAAUUUGAUCGACGGGGAAACCAAUGAAGUGAUGUACACGGGAACAUGCCCAUCGCUUCUACGCAGCCUGCAGCGACACAUUUGGCCGACGGGCCUUGACAAGUUCCUCGUGGACUUGCAGCUCUGCGGCAAGCUGGACUGCAUCAGUGUUCGCGUCACAGCCUCCUCUCUGCCUCGCCGAGGACUCACUAACCCAGACCUGGUCAAGUGUUUGAGUACGAAGUUCAACUGCAAUCCCAUCAUUUCAGAACAGCCCGUUUGAAGGUACCGCCACCAGCAUCCCGCAUGACACUCCGCACAUGGUCAAUGCUGCCUUGAUGUGACUGAGCCAGGUAUUUGACAUAUGCCGCUUGUAACAUGAAACUCUCUGACAGCUGCCAGAAGUUCUCACCUGGUACCAGCAAAGCCACUCAAGGUUAGAAUAUUGCCAGGUUGCUUCACUCCUGAAAGGAACUCACUGGGCUGGUCCAGUAAAAUUGCAACUAACUUACUGACUGCUCUUUCACUUCCAAGUUUUCCAAAGGACAGAUUGUCACUCAGCGUGUAGCUACUGCAACACAAAGUGCUGACAUGUACAUGAUUGUACAGCAUAAGCCUGUGUCAUUCUUUCCGGCGCCACACUUCACGUACUAGCUCACCUUUGCUCACCACUGUUUUUGUUUUUCGUAAAUUGUCAAGACAGAAGAAUAUUAUUAUAGCUACCCUAUUUUUAUAUUUCCACUAAGAAAAUUUGCCCCUAUCUUGA
This is a messenger RNA of Sycon ciliatum, 3243 nucleotides long. RefSeq lists its product as uncharacterized. The coding region runs from base 1582 to 2760 and encodes 392 amino acids. The record is from RefSeq and is a predicted model, not a curated record. The transcript has 2 exons. Lineage: Eukaryota; Metazoa; Porifera; Calcarea; Leucosolenida; Sycettidae.